UUCAGGAUUUACACCGGAAUUAACCGAAUGAAUUAAUCCCACACUGAGGACUACCUGAGACAACAACAGAAGGGAUUCGAACCUGAGCUCAUGCACGCGGUUCCGACCAUUUCUACAGUACAAUCUCUAUGCAACCAAUAACACCACCCAGCCUGUUCUCCAUAGCGCGCUCCCAACACCUUUAACCGGCGCUGGAACCGAACCUGGCAGUCAUGGCAGAGCGCAACUCUACUGGAAUGAUGAUGAUGAUGAUGAUGGAACCGAGCCUCCCGGCCGAGGUUCGCGAGAAGCUGGCUGAGCUGGAGCUGGAGCUCUCGGAAGGAGAUAUCACCCAGAAGGGAUAUGAGAAGAAACGAGGGAAGCUGUUGGCGCCCUACAUACCCCACAUUCAGGGUGUGGAUCCUUCUCUACAGGUGGAUCACCGAAACCCCACCCCACCUCACCCUGGUCCUCUCAGCUCCAGACACAACAAACCCAGAACGGCGAACUCACGGGAUGAACGAUUCAGAUCUGAUCUGCACACUGAAGCUGUACAAGCAGCCUUGGCCAAAUACAAAGAGCGGAAGAUGCCGAUGCCCUCGAAGAGACGAUCAGUUCUGGUUCAGUCCUCUGUAGAAGCGUGUACACCGCCUGAUACGUCCUCGGCUUCGGAAGAUGAGGGACGGUUGGCGUCGUCCUCGCCGUACCUGGCCUCGAACCCCAACGUUGAACACUGGUUCAACCGGGUCAUCCAUCAUCACUGCUCAUCCACUUCCUCCUCCGCCUCCUCCACUUCCUCCUUCCCCGGGGGGCGGAGCCAGCACAGCACCAACUCUGCUACCAACUCUGGCACCGCAGCUACUGUUCUGGCUGACGUCAUGGCUCAGACACACCUCGAAAACCACUUUGCUCCUCCGGAUGUGACGGGACUUUCGGAGCGUUCACAGGUGGCGUCGGUGAGAGGGUUAUCCCGUGGACACACACAAACACCUUCCCUUGCGGUCAUGGAAACAGCCGAUGGUGUCCCCGUGAACAGUCGUGUCUCGUCUAAAAUCCAGCAGCUCUUGAACACUCUGAAAAGACCCAAGCGGCCGCCGCUGCGAGAAUUCUUUGUGGACGAUUUUGAGGAGCUUCUGGAUGUCCAGCAGCCAGACCCUAACCAGCCCAAACCUGAAGGGGUGCAGAUGACACCUCUGUACGGUGGGCCCUUAGAAGUGGGGUCCAAAUGGCCUCCAUCUCUCCUUGGCUGUCUGCAUAGAUGGGGCACCUCACAUCCCAAAAGCUCCUGUCUUACCUCGCUGGAUAACACCGGCAAACCUGUUCACACACUCACAUACGGAAAGUUGUGGACACGCAGUCAGAAGCUCGCUUACACACUCCUCAACAAACUCAGCACCCGAAAUGAACCCCUGCUACGACCUGGAGACCGGGUCGCCCUUGUUUUCCCCAACAAUGAUCCGGUGAUGUUCAUGGUGGCGUUUUAUGGCUGUCUUCUGGCAGAGUUAGUGCCUGUGCCAAUAGAAGUGCCACUUACACGAAAGGAUGCUGGCAGUCAGCAGAUUGGAUUUCUGCUAGGCAGUUGUGGUGUGACUUUAGCUUUAACGACAGACGUGUGUCAGAAAGGUCUUCCUAAAGCUCACACCGGAGAAGUCGCUACGUUUAAAGGCUGGCCUCGGCUGCUGUGGUUUGUUACUGAUGGGAAGCAUGUUGUAAAGCCUCCUAAAGACUGGAAUCCUCCAAUCAGAGACAGCAGCAAUGAGACGGCGUACAUCGAGUAUAAAACCAGUAAGGAGGGCAGUACUAUGGGCAUCACGGUAUCACACGCUGCCAUGCUGGCUCACUGCCAUGCACUAUCACAGGCCUGCGGCUACACAGAGGGUGAGACCAUCAUUAAUGUUCUGGACUUUAAGCGUGAUGCAGGUCUUUGGCAUGGUGUUCUCACUAGUGUGAUGAACCGGAUGCAUGUGAUCAGCAUCCCUUACUCCCUAAUGAAGGUCAACCCUCUGUCCUGGAUCCAGAAAGUACACACAUACAAAGCCGACGUUGCCGUGGUGAAGUCGAGGGACAUGCACUGGUCUCUGCUGUCUCAGAGAGAUCAGAGGGACGUCAGUCUGAGUUCAUUACGCAUGCUCAUCGUGGCAGACGGAGCGAAUCCCUGGUCGAUCUCCUCCUGCGAUGCCUUCUUGAACAUGUUCCAGGCUCGAGGUCUGAGACCGGAAGUGAUCUGCCCGUGUGCUACGUCAGCCGAGGCUCUUACUGUCGCUAUCCGCAGGCCUCCAGAGAUGGGCGUGCCCCCACCGGGCAAAGCGGUUAUUUCCAUGAGCAGUCUGAGUCACGGCGUGAUACGAGUGGACACAGAGGAGAAACUGUCCGUUCUUACACUGCAGGAUGUUGGACAGGUGAUGCCUGGAGCAUCGGUCUGUGUGGUGCGUCCGGAUGGUCGACCGUACCUGUGCAAAAUGGAUGAAGUGGGCGAGAUCUGUGUGAGCUCCUGCACCACGGGUGUCUCCUAUUACGGACUGUCAGGUAUCACCAAAAAUGUCUUUGAGACGUUCCCUAUGACUGCAUCAGGCACUCCCAUCAGCGAUCGGCCGUACACUCGCACCUCUCUACUCGGCUUCAUCGGUCCGGACAACCUGCUGUUUGUUGUGGGAAAGAUGGACGGGCUGAUGGUCGUCAGUGGGCGGAGACACAAUGCUGAUGAUGUAGUGGCGACUGCACUGGCAGUGGAGCCAAUGAAAUUUGUCUAUAGAGGACGGAUUGCAGUGUUCUCAGUGUCUGUCCUGCAUGAUGAGAGGAUUGUGGUGAUAGCAGAGCAGAGACCGGAUGCUUCAGAGGAGGACAGCUUUCAGUGGAUGAGUCGAGUGCUGCAGGCGAUAGACAGUAUCCAUCAGGUGGGGGUGUAUUGCUUAGCACUGGUUCCUGCUAACACGCUUCCUAAAGCAGCACUCGGUGGGAUCCACGUCUCAGAGACCAAGCAGCGCUUCCUGGAAGGGGCGCUGCACCCCUGUACCGUUCUCAUGAGUCCCCAUACCUGCAUCACCAAUCUGCCCAAACCACGCCAAAAACAACCAGAGGUGGGUCCUGCUUCCAUGGUUGUUGGGAAUCUGGUAGCAGGAAAGCGAAUUGCUCAGGCCUGUGGGAGGGACAUGAGUCAGCUGGAGGAUCAUGACCAGUUCCUGUACAUGCAGGAUGUUUUGCAGUGGAGAGCUCAGGCCACACCAGAUCACCCGCUGUUCCUCCUGCUUAACUCCAAGGGUACAGUGGCGAGCAGUGCGUCCUGUGUGCAGCUUCAUAAGCGAGCUGAACGUGUUGCUGUGGCUCUGAUGGAGAGAUGCAGACUGAAUAUUGGAGAUCAUGUAGCACUUGUUUACCCACCCGGUAUUGACCUGAUUGCUACGUUCUAUGGCUGUCUGUAUGCCGGCUUUGUUCCGGUAACAGUUCGUCCACCACAUCCGCAGAAUCUGGCCACAACCCUUCCAACCGUCAAGAUGAUUGUCGAGGUCAGUAAGUCUGUCUGUAUUCUGACCACACAAGCAAUAACAAAGCUCCUGAAAUCCAAAGAAGCAGCAGCCGCUGUCGAUGUGAGGACAUGGCCGAUGGUUCUAGAUACAGAUGAUCUCCCAAGAAAGAAACUCUCCCAGAUCUAUAAGCCACAAUCACCGGACAUGUUGGCAUAUCUGGACUUCAGUGUGUCCACCACAGGCAUACUUGCUGGGGUGAAGAUGUCCCAUGCUGCCACCAGUGCCUUGUGUCGCUCUAUAAAGCUGCAGUGCGAGCUGUACCCUUCGCGACAGAUCGCCAUCUGCUUGGACCCCUACUGCGGCCUCGGCUUUGCCCUUUGGUGCCUCUGCAGUGUAUACUCUGGACAUCAGUCUAUUCUGGUUCCUCCUCUGGAGUUGGAGAGUAACGUAUCAGUGUGGUUGGCGGCUGUGAGUCAGUAUAAAGUGCGCGUCACCUUCUGCUCCUACUCAGUGAUGGAGAUGUGUACUAAAGGUCUGGGUUCCCAGACUGAAGCUCUGAGGUUACGUAACAUCAACCUGUCGUGUGUUCGAACCUGUAUGGUGGUAGCUGAGGAGAGGCCACGGAUCACCCUCACACAGUCCUUCUCAAAGAUCUUUAAGGAUUUGGGACUCUCACCUCGAGCCGUCAGCACCACGUUCGGCUGCAGAGUCAAUGUAGCCAUCUGCCUUCAGCCCAAUAGACUGGGUAACCUGGCUGAUCAGGGUACAGCUGGUCCUGAUCCCACCACUGUCUAUGUGGAUAUGAGAGCGCUACGACAUGACCGAGUGCGUCUGGUUGAGCGAGGCUCUCCACACAGUCUGCCAUUUAUGGAAUCAGGAAAGAUCCUGCCUGGUGUAAGGGUAAUAAUCGCCCACACAGAGACCAAAGGGCCGCUGGGAGACUCGCAUCUCGGAGAGAUCUGGGUGAGCAGUCCCCACAAUGCAACUGGAUAUUACACGGUUUAUGGUGAGGAGGCGCUGCACGCCGAUCACUUCUGCACCAAACUAAGUUUUGGUGACACACAGACGGUGUGGGCACGGACGGGCUACCUGGGCUUCCUGCGCAGGACUGAACUCACAGACGCCCUUGGAGAACGACAUGAUGCUCUGUACGUGGUGGGCUCUCUGGAUGAGACCUUGGAGCUCAGAGGGAUGCGCUAUCACCCCAUCGACAUCGAAACCUCAGUCAUCAGAUCACACAAGAGCAUUGCUGAGUGUGCGGUGUUUACAUGGACAAACCUGCUGGUGGUGGUGGUAGAGCUGGAAGGUUUGGAGCAGGAGGCUUUGGAUCUAGUCCCCCUUGUGACCAAUGUGGUUCUGGAGGAGCACUAUCUGAUUGUGGGCGUGGUGGUGGUGGUGGACCCUGGCGUCAUUCCCAUCAACUCGCGAGGCGAGAAGCAGCGCAUGCACCUGCGCGACGGCUUCCUCGCCGAUCAGCUUGACCCCAUCUACGUGGCCUACAACAUGUGAGAGCCAGAGAGACGGACAUGUUCUGCACAUAACGAAUGAACUAUGCAGCCUGUGUGUUUUUUAUGAAGACUGUAGUGACAGGAAACGGUGUCUCUUCAUUUCAUCCACGCGAACGACUGACGGCAAGCCUUUCUCUGUCCUGUCAUUAUUUCCAAGUUACCAGUCUGUGCCAGGGUUUUGUCAGGUGUCUGUGCCAAUCUAAAUGCCCUUUUUCCACUGACAGGGUGCCAGUACAAGUUCUGUACAAAUAAAUCCACACAAAUAGUGAAAUCUGAUUGGUUCCAGCGCACAACUGCUGCUGGUCUGGAUGACAUGGUACAUAUAGAUGAACUCUACGAAGGCAACUACAAAACAUGGAAGGCGAGCAUAUGCUAGCUGAUAAGCUCAGUUAAUAGCACUUUCACUUUUUAGCACUGUUUACUCUUUUAUGUGGACAGUGAAAAACCUUAGUGACCACAUCAACAAGACAAACCAACUAAUAAUAUUUUUGAUGAAUUGGAAAAAAACCUAUUUUAUAUUUAGUGAGCUCCUAUGGUAUGAUAGUGAGAACCAUGCUUGAGUUCCCGGGGGUUUGGCUCUUGAGCUUGGCUUACAAAUACAGAAGCACAUCAGUGCACCCAUAGAGCCGGUCACAAGCCCAGAUAAAUGGGAGAAAUGCCUCAGUAAGGGCAUCUGAUGUACAAAAUGUGCCAAAUUAAGUAUGCAGAUAAAUGAACCUCUGUGGCGAUUCCUAACGGGAGCAGCCGAAAGGAAUCAUUUAUUUGAUUCGUAGCUAGUUUGUAAAAGGUCCCUGAUUUUGUAAUUGUCCAGCUGUAAAACUGGUAAAAAUGCAUGACGGUAUUUACAAACGUGAUCUGGUUCCCUGAAUAGACACCGGCACCAAAUCAGUGGAAAAAAAGGAGCGGAUUUACAAUGACUCUUCAUUACCGAACACUUAUGAUGAUCCUAAAUAAGCACUUUUUUUUUUUUACAAUUCUCGAAUGUAAAAGGACGAAUGUUCUCUUGAACAGAAGAAAAGUCUUCACUUAUCAGGACUGCUACCGCUGAGAAGUGUGAGAAAACCUGUCUUCAUUAUAUGGCAAAACUCAAAGCUGAAAAAGGGCAGCGUUGUUCAGAUACACCACUUGACCAAAAGAAUGUGGAUACUUAUCCAUUAGCUUGUUGGGUUUUAAUACAAUGGAUUAUUAUAGAGUUGCCUGAACUUCUCAACUCAAUCAUUAGAAGGAGUGUCCACAUACUUUGGCUGUGUAGUGAAGCUGACGUUUAAAUCUCAAUUUUGCAGGUUUUCUCACUUGUUUACAAAAGCCAUUAUACAUUAACGUUGCACAUAAACACACAUUUACAACAUUCAGUUGUAGCUUAUUGUAGUGCAAACUAUCAGGGGUUGAAGGCCUUGCUCAAAGACCCAACAGAAGCAACUUGGUUGUUGUGGGAUUUGAACCAGCAACCUUCUGUAUACUAGUGCAAAACCUUAACCGCUGAGCUUACACUACCCUAGUUAGAGAGACUACAACACAUAACUAGUGUUAAUUUAAGCACAUAUAAAGUAAUAUAUCAUUUGGUUCUGCUAUGAUCCAUUUUACACUUGAAACCCACAUCAAUUAAUGCAGGUGUACUCCCCCCCUCCCCCCCAACUCCUGAUCUUAUCAUUUCUGAUUCCUAACUGUGAAUCCGCUGCCGCUUGCACAACCCUGAUCUGACGUCCACACAAACCCCAACAGCGGCAACUUCACAGUGGUGUGGCUUAAAUCAGCAAUGUUCUGAUUACCAGUCCAGUACCUAAACCACUGAGCUACCACUGUGUAUGAGGGAGGGAAGGUCAGACUGGGUCUCUUCCCCCUGCCCCCCUAUAUUACAUUUCCGGAACUUUUCCGGGCACCAGCGUGAGUGGAAAGAGGGGUUCAAUAUAGAGCUUAGUGUGGCUUUCUGUAUGUCAUACAUAAUGCUGGCAGGUGAUAGGAAGCAGCCACAGGUUGGACACGUUAAGGGGAAUUGGAAAUGACUAGAUAGGGAGAUAAAGGGGGAACAAUCCAGUCACAACAUUAUGCUUUAUAGAUGGGCUAUUAUAUGUGAAUGGAAACCAUGAGAGCUGCGUGAAGUGUUGUACAGCUUUUUGCUUUUAAUACCAACAAAGAAGACAUUCAACCACUCAGUCAUUGAACUUAAUAUGUAAUUUGUGUUCCAGGAUGAGUCUUAAAAAUUACCUGACAGCUGUGGACAGUUUGAUAUCUGUUUUUAGUACAUGUAUUUUAUUUAUCUUUGAGCUAAGCGUGCAAUUCAAGACCAAGUCAGUAUUUUAACGUGAUCAGAGUGUAAUUAUCAUUUCAAGCUUGGCUGAAAGCUUACGUAACACAUUCUGUGUUUCUGCUGAUUAUUUUCGCCCCUUUUCGCACUGUCCCAAUUUGGCAGCCCCUUUCCCACGUACAGCCUGGCACACGUCUCCUCUGACAUGUGAAAAGAUUCCUACAGAGUCCCCUAACUCACACAGAGGAACACACUGUGUCUUCUGUAUUUAUCCACAGCUCGCUUCAGCACCUUGACUAAACAGCAGGAGCAAAGAGGUGAUUCCCCACCCUGCCUUAUUUACCUCGUACACGACCAACUGUGUCUGUAGAGCGCCCGCCCAGGCCGGUGUCACCGCCGAGACUCGGAUUCUGGUGCUCGUCUUCAUCUCAUCUUUGAUUUUAUUUUGGUAAGAUGAUAUGACCGCUCAUGCCUAAGCUAGCUUGUGUCGCUCUUGAAGCUGAAUGUAUCGGGGUGCUGAUUUCCAAAGUGACUUGUGUACUGUGAUGCAGAAGUGAACUUCUUGUCCCAGCAUUCCUUUUUCUUUAGAACAGAUCAACCAAACACAACCAGGUCCAGCAGUUACUUCAGGACACGUGGUGAUAGCAGGUAAGCUGUGUGUAAAGGGCUUCGUUUCAGGGAUUCUGCUGAAGUGUACUAUUAAUCGCUUGUGUUUUUCAGACUUUCAUUGUAGGUCAGCACUGUAAAAAAUGCUUCUUUUCACACCUGUAUUCUGACUUUUUGAGUCAUGUGCCAGGCAUUCAGCCUGCUGUAAUUAUGUACAGAAUAUAUGUAAGUUAUUACUGGAAUCAUCAGACACACAAAGGAAGCAUCAGAGCAAACAUGAAUUUUACUUUGUUUCUUAACCACACGUCAGAAACAGCAACAUGAAAUCAAGUUUACCAUAUUUUUUGUUAAUGAAUCAGAAUCGGGAGAUGCUGUGACUGGCAGUGUGAGUUGUUCAAUGUUAAACCAGGAUCAGAAAUCACUGUUAGAAUGUUUAAGCAAUCGGCUGACCUGACUUUCGUUCUAUGUUAACAUGAUUUCUUAAUAAAUAAUUUGCUUUUCAUGAA
This is a messenger RNA of Trichomycterus rosablanca, 8308 nucleotides long. It is a transcript of the gene dip2a, whose product is annotated as disco-interacting protein 2 homolog A. Lineage: Eukaryota; Metazoa; Chordata; Actinopteri; Siluriformes; Trichomycteridae. The record is from RefSeq and is a predicted model, not a curated record. The transcript has 39 exons. Gene Ontology annotation, cellular component: cell surface. The coding region runs from base 213 to 4952 and encodes 1579 amino acids.